Molecule: messenger RNA, 782 nt
Organism: Brassica oleracea var. oleracea
Lineage: Eukaryota; Viridiplantae; Streptophyta; Magnoliopsida; Brassicales; Brassicaceae
Product: nuclear nucleic acid-binding protein C1D-like
Exons: 5
Coding region: 36-692 (218 amino acids)
Biological process (GO): regulation of gene expression; maturation of 5.8S rRNA
Cellular component (GO): nucleolus; exosome (RNase complex)
Molecular function (GO): RNA binding; DNA binding
Source: RefSeq, a predicted model, not a curated record
CCAUUCUCUCGGAGUGUGUAAUUCCAAUUCUCGGUAUGGAAGGAGGUGGAGGAGGAAGUAGAAGCGCCGCCGCGGGAGUUGUCCCGGAGUCAGCUAUGGAGGCUGUGAAACAAACUCUAUCCCACCUCGAGGAACUGAAACGGCAGCUCGAGCAGAUGAUGACGUCUUUAGCUAAGCCAGAGGCUCUUUCCCAAAUGCAGCCACUGCAGAGGGCUAAGACUAUGUACUUUCUAGCCGAAUCCACCACAACGAUUUUCACUCUGAGGCUGAGGUGUGCUGGUGUUAACCCCGAUGAUCAUCGUGUGAAAUCUGAAAUUGAGAGGCUAAACGUUUACAGAGACAAGUUGCAGCGGUGUAUGGAUCGAAGUAAAGAACCGUUGCGUCAGACUACAGUCUUAAACCGUCAGGCAGCUACACGUUUCAUCGAACACUCUUUGCCUGAUCUUACAUCUGCUCAAAAGCAAAACAUCAGAGACCUGAGUAUAGGAGAGAAAUCAAGUAUGACAUAUUCAGCAACAACUGCGAAAAAGAGGAAAUGCCAAUCAGAUGAGAAACAGUCUGUUCAGUCAGCUGCAAAGGAGUUUCUUGAAAAGGCAGCUCGUGAGCUUAAUAAUGGUGACAAUGAAGAUGGUUUGAAGGGCCCUCUAAUGGCAGCAGCCGAUGGUUCAAAUGAUGCUGUUUCCAAUAGUUAGGGACGAUGUAUGUUGUACAUUGCCAUUAUGGUUAGCAAGAAGCUUUUCAUCUAGUAUAUAUUCAGAAUAGCCAAACGAAUUUUAAAACAA